CUCAGACACAAUAAAAGGCAGAGGCGGCGAACAGAGUUCGGAUUUACGCUUCUUCAUACAGGCACCGAGAGGACUCCAAGCCCCCCGUGCAGCCACAAGUCCUUCAACGUGACGCGCUGCGCCAUCGCAGUCAACCGCCAGAAGGACCAUGGACGGAAACGUGGAUAUGAGGUCGGAGUUAGAGGAGAUGCAGCGAUGUGCUGAUCAGGUCACUGAUGAGUCCCUGGAGAGCACUCGCCGUAUGCUACAGCUGGUGGAGGAGAGCAAAGAUGCGGGGAUCAGGACUUUGGUCAUGCUGGACGAGCAAGGAGAACAACUUGAUCGUGUUGAGGAGGGCAUGGACCAGAUCAACCAGGACAUGAAGGAGGCAGAGAAAAAUUUAUCAGACAUGGCAAAAUGCUGUGGCCUUUGCGUUUGCCCCUGCGCCAAGUUGAAGAACUUUGAGGCUGGAGGAGCCUACAAGAAGGUGUGGGGCAAUAACCAGGACGGUGUGGUGGCCAGCCAGCCGGCUCGAGUGAUGGACGACCGGGAGCAGAUGGCCAUGAGUGGUGGAUACAUCCGCAGAGUCACAGAUGACGCUCGGGAAAACGAGAUGGAGGAGAACCUGGAUCAGGUGGGCAGCAUCAUUGGUAACCUACGACACAUGGCACUUGACAUGGGCAACGAGAUCAGCUCCCAGAAUGCUCAGAUUGACAGGAUUGUCACCAAGGGUGACAUGAACAAAGCUCGUAUUGAUGAGGCCAACAAACAUGCCAACAAGAUGUUGGAGAGUGGCUGAAAGGAAAGAGGAACCAGCCACACUGCCAAAUUCACCUAUCAUCCAUUGCAGCAUCUACGAGGCCCAGGAGGGGCAAGUCCCUGUGCAGUGAGAGGUUCAACAUCUCUGUACAUUAUAAUUUAUUUUGUAAUUUCUCAGUGUAGCCAGAUGUUCCAGUUGUGGAAGUGUAUUUUUUUAAGUGUGGAUUUGUAUUAUUGCCUGUUGAAAGAGUAAACUGUGUAUUUAGUUUUUUAAUCUUUGUACUUGUCUGCAGUUUCCCUGUUUGAGUCUUUCUAUGUAAUAUUAUAAUAUAAAGUGUUCAUAGUCAAAUGAAAUGUGAGCUCUCUGUGUGUAUGGUUGAAUCUCAAUAAACACAAGCUAGGUCCAGCAUCCCUCUCUAACCAGAGGGGUUCAGUCUCAGACUUUCAGAUCCGAGACCAGUCUCCAGGUUGGAGGAGCAACACCUUGUAUUCUACCUGGGUACCCACCAGCCUGAUGGCAUGAACAUCGAUUUCUCCAACUUCUGGUAAUUUCUCAACCCCUUCUCCUUUUUUCCAUUCCCCAUUCUGACUCACCUCUUACCCCUUCUCACCUGCCCAUCACCUCCCUUUGUUGCCUCUCCUCAUUCCCUGUCUCCCAUUGUCCACUGUUUCCUAUUAGAUUACUUUCUUGGCAGAGCAGACUCAAUGAGCCACAUGGCCAAAUUCUGCUGCUAUAUUUUACUGUCUUUUUCAGCCCUUUAUCUUAGUACCUGUCACGUCCCAGCUUCUCACUUCAUCCCCACACACCUCUCAGCUUGUACCCCCUCCUCCACACACCUUAUUCCUCUCUCUUCCCCCUUCCUUUCCAGUCCUGAGGAAGGGUCUUGGCCCAAAACCUCGACUGUUUGUUUUUCACCAUAGAUGCUGCCAGUCCUGCUGACUUCCUUCAGCAUUUUGUGUGUGUUGAAUGUCAGAUUUUGCCACUUUUAUAAUCUAUUAACCAAAUAAGUCAUGGACCUGUACUCGGGCUGGUUGGGGAUGGGAUGUAGCUUUCCUACCAUCACAACUCUGCAAAACUAUCUCGGUAACUGGGGUACCUCUCGCUCAAUCUGCUGGUAUUUAUCCAAUUAAAACAAUGACGGAGAAUGGUGAAAUAGUUUCAAUGCAGGAUCAGGCCAUUUUGCUUAUUGAGUGUCCAUGCCUUCUCCCUGAUGUCAAGCGACCAGUCAUUCCAAUUCCACUUCUCGUUCCGACACUGACAUUCCUUUCCAUCAGGGCCAAACAAAAGUAGAGCAGUGCUCCCCAACCGUGUGGACCAAUGCCAUCAAAUAAGGUUGGGAAGCCCUGUGUUAGUGGGACUGCCUGGGUAGUCUCCAGCCUGGGUGCAUAGAUGUAGAAUUCUUAAAUUUCUGUUAAGUGCUCACUCUAUUUUCUUCUCUCUCCUCUUGAUCCACCAGUCCUCCUCCUCCGACCCUAACCAUUACCUUUUCACUUUCCCCUCCUCCACCCUCUCCAAUUGCCCAUCACCCACACACUGUUCAAACCGGUUCCCUUCCCCAACUCCUUCCUGUUAUUUCAUUUUCCUAUCAGAUUCCGUCAUCUUCAACCCUGCCUUAUCGCCACCCGUCACCUCCCAGUGUCUCACAC
Molecule: messenger RNA, 2385 nt
Organism: Hypanus sabinus (Atlantic stingray)
Lineage: Eukaryota; Metazoa; Chordata; Chondrichthyes; Myliobatiformes; Dasyatidae
Product: synaptosomal-associated protein 25-like
Exons: 8
Coding region: 149-778 (209 amino acids)
Biological process (GO): synaptic vesicle priming; synaptic vesicle fusion to presynaptic active zone membrane; exocytosis
Cellular component (GO): plasma membrane; SNARE complex
Molecular function (GO): syntaxin-1 binding; SNAP receptor activity; voltage-gated potassium channel activity
Source: RefSeq, a predicted model, not a curated record